Monopterus albus (swamp eel) is the source of this 3161-nucleotide messenger RNA. RefSeq names its product syntabulin (syntaxin-interacting) (gene sybu). Gene Ontology annotation, biological process: axonal transport of mitochondrion; synapse maturation. The transcript is spliced from 8 exons. NCBI's taxonomy places the organism in Eukaryota, Metazoa, Chordata, Actinopteri, Synbranchiformes, Synbranchidae. Gene Ontology annotation, cellular component: cytoplasmic microtubule. The coding region runs from base 363 to 2372 and encodes 669 amino acids. The record is from RefSeq and is a predicted model, not a curated record.
AGCCAACAUGUUUUGUUGAAUUAAUAAUUUAAGAGCAAUCUAAUGUAACCAUUAGCUUUUAAAAAGUAAAAUAAAACGGGAGCAGGUGGGCUGAGGAAGAGAUGUUUACAAGUUCAGGAACGAGUAUUUUUACAGAUUACCCGAAUAUUCGGACGUAGUCGUGCAUGUUUUGGGUGGUGCCAUCUCACUAAAGUCGGGUGUUUACAUCAUCAUUGCCUCUAUUCUUUAGCCUAUUUUGCAUGUGCUUAUUUCUAGUCAUCUACGCACUUGGAAAUCAUUCCCACUAACUGUGGGGGCGCCAGAUGAAACAGAACACAAUCCCACUGCCUCCUAAAAGGUGAAAACGCUAUACGUGAGGCAUAAUGGGACCAUUCCAGGUGUGUGAGGAAAAUAAGUCACCAGAGAAAGGAAGCCCCCGUAGCCGCAUCCCACGUCUGGUCAUCCAUCCUUUCCAUACCAAGGAAAAAGGAUUGCCUCUGUCUGACUCACCUUUUUCAGAGGAGGAGGGCAAGGAGUGUGACAUCAGCUCAGAUCACUCCAAAAGAACCAUCAGCACCAACAGCUUUUGCUCUGAUGACACCAGCUGCCCCACUAGUCAGUCUGUGUCCCCCUCCAAAACCCCAUCAGGCUCAGAGCAGAGCGCCCAUGGAUCGCCAAUACUCCCUGAGCAUAAGACCAAAGUGAAGAGGGUGAGGGUGAUGGCAGAGCGGAGAGACGAACCCCUGAGCAUGCCAAGACACAAGAGGGAGCUGAGGUCAGCCAUGAAAGCAAGAGGUAGUGAGGCAGACUUCAGCUCAUCCAGCAGCACAGGCAGCUUGAAGAACAGGGAGAGCCUCACUUUCAAUUCAACUGGAAAGAAAGCUUCUUUGCGCAGUCAUGGCACCCACUUCAGAAUGCUGCCAGUGUUCAAGCCAGCUGGAAGCCCAACAGCCAGCCGUGAUGCAGAGCUCUAUGCUCCCUACAGGACUCCUCCCAGAGCUGUCUCCUUGGCCAACAGCAGCAGCUGUAACUCCAGCCCCACCUCCAGAAAGGUAAGCCUGAGCCACUAUCAUUCCUGUGGAGACAAUCAUGGCAUCAGGCCCCCAAAACCCGAACAGUACCUCACCCCUCUGCAGCACAAGGAAGUGGCCAUCAGACACCUGAAGACUGAACUGCUGGAGUCUGAGAACAGAGUUCAUGACAGAGAAACGGAGAUUGAGGAGCUUAAGGGCCAGCUCAGCAGAAUGAGAGAAGACUGGAUUGAAGAAGAGUGCCACAGAGUAGAGGCUCAGCUGUCUCUCAAAGAGGCUCGCAAAGAGAUCAAGCAGUUGCGUCAGGUGGUGGAGACCAUGAAGAGCAGCCUGAUGGAGAAGGAUAAGGGAAUACAGAAGUAUUUCAUUGACAUCAACAUCCAAAACAGGAAAUUGGAAUCCCUGCUGCAAAGCAUGGAGCUUGCCCAAAGUGGCACCAACCUCCAAGAUGAAAAUGCCUUGGAUUUUAUUUGUGAUAGCCUUGAUAAUGGUGGGAAAAAGAUGGCAGAGGGGGAAGUGGGUGGGGAGGAGCUGGGAGAUCAAGGGACAGAGGCAAUGGCAGACAGUGGGCUGCUGGUAAACGAUGAGAUGGCCAACAGAACAGACAUUUUGGGGCAGGUUUUUAUGUCCACAGCUAUGGAUUUCAGUCAGGACUUUAGUGGCAAGCUGGGGCCUGGGGCAGAGUCAGGGCCUGCAGUGUCUGUGCUGUCAGAAGAAGGCCAGUUACUUAGAUCCACUGCGCCGCCAUCAGCUUUACCAAAUUCAGUUCCCACCACUGUCGGCAUCUCUUCAAGCACACCUUUCCAGCAGACCACAGAAGACAAAGUAAUCCAGACUGACAUAAUGUCCAUGUCUCCAGACCUGCAAGCUCUGCUCCUCCAGCUGCUGAAGUUCCCGGGGGCAACAGCAAGGGAUGCACCUCUGUCAGCUUCCAGCAGUCUCCCAGGUCUCCCAAAUCUGUCCCCCACCACUGCCAAUGUGUCCAGCCUGAUACCUACCCUACCCAUUAUGACUAGUCCUGCUCCCUCAGAGAGCCCUGACAUCUCCACAGACUCUGGCAUGUGCUGCUCAGAGCUUGCAGUGAGCCGACGGUUCAUGGAGGAGCUUGACUUUGACGUCUGUGAGGAGAAACCAAGUCUGUCACCAGGACUGGAUGUGGUUGGCAAACAUUACUGGAGCAACAGCUUUCUGAUGGAUCUUGCCGCAGUAGCAGCCCCUGUGUUACCCACUGUCGCCUGGCUGUACUCGCGACAUGGUGUGGAUGGUGGUGUUCCGGUGUACAACAUUGCUGCUCUUAUCAGGGGCUGUUGCGUCAUGGGCUUGCACUCUCUUCGUCAUGUUGUUCACAGGGCAAAUGCGUAAUAGCAUCCAGCCCACAUGCACACACCUAACCUGGGGGGGAGACAAACAUUUAAGCAUCUUUUGGAGAAUAUUUGAGAUUUUUGUUCAACACGAGCAAUGCAGUUAUUUUGAUUCCGGCACUGCUACUUUGCACUGUACAGUUACCAUACGUUGAAGAAUAAUGGUGACAAGGAGGGGAAUAUUUAUGACAAGGAUUAUUUAUUAUUUCUGUAUAGAAGCUAAUCAUCUGGGUAGAUGGUUACAUGUUGUUGUUUUUGAUGUUCUUAGUUGUCCUUGUGUUUGAAAAGUUAGAAUGAGAUUUUUGUUUUUCAGGUUCUGAAAUUUCAGCUCUUGGGUUACUUUUCAAAAAGAAACCUUAAGUCUUCAGCCAAAGCUUUAAUGUGAGUUCAGUCAUUGCUUUGUGAAGUGUGUGUGUGUAUAUAUAUUUUUUUUUUACCCUCCCUAGGAAUAGAGCUUUAUUUGGCACAACCUGUGUAUCGCUCACAUAAAUGAGUUGAUGCUUCAAAGCAACUAACACUUGCUAUGUGCAAUACUGGUGGUUUACAUCAGUGUCCUUGUAUCUUUACUAUUAAAGCAUGAGCAUUCUGCCUACAUACUGUGACUCAUGCCAUUUCUGAUCCUUCAGAUUUGUUAAUGCGGGGAAAAGGACAAAACAGAUUAAAAUGUGACUUAAACAAGAGCCAUGUUCAAAAUGCUAGCAAAAACGGGGGAGCCCAAGUUUCUUGACACAUGAAAGAUGUUCACAUAAAAUAAUAAAAAUGGGACUGCCUGAACUCAAGUCCAACCGAG